AUGGUCCAGUACUACCAGAUCGCCGGCCGCAAGGUUGGAUCGCACUAUUUGGCGAUGGGUGUCCUGACCGCCAUGUUUGGCGGUGUUUACGCCAGCUUGAGCGGCCCGAGCAAGGUCCCCAAGGCGGGCACUACUCCCCCGAUAAAUGCUGCUUCGUCCGACGAAGCCGAUUUCAUCAAGAAAUUCCUCGAGGACAACUCUGGCAAGGGGAAGAGUGAAGGAAAGCACUGAGACGAGUAUUACCACGGAGCGGUAA
Molecule: messenger RNA, 256 nt
Organism: Pyricularia pennisetigena
Lineage: Eukaryota; Fungi; Ascomycota; Sordariomycetes; Magnaporthales; Pyriculariaceae
Exons: 3
Coding region: 1-231 (76 amino acids)
Biological process (GO): proton motive force-driven ATP synthesis
Source: RefSeq, a predicted model, not a curated record